AAACGCUUCAAUUUGUUGCCACGGUCCAGGCCGCUGGGCAGUCAUGGCCAGUACCACAACUACCAGAAACCCUAGCCACGCUUGGCUCAAAGGUCUCGGCACCAAGCUGCACGCAUGCGCGUCGCGCUUGCGCAGCCAUUUCUCCUUCUUAGCCGCCUCCACCACCGCUUCCAGCUCGGCAGUAGUCUUGCUGCCCGCCCUCGCCAUAGUACUGCUUGUCUGCGGCGGCACUGUGCUCUCGAGAGUCGUCGUCUUCUUCCUGCCCCUCGUGGUCUCCACCUCCGUCUGCUGCGCGGCGGUGUGCCUGCUGGUCGCCGACGCCUCGGAGGAGCCGGAGGAAGCGAAGGAGGUCGUGCUCCGGUGCGGCGGCGGCAGGGCGCAGCCGCCGGAGGUCGGGCUCCUGGAGGUGUACGGCGGCGCGAACGCGAGCGCGUACGGCGGCCGGCGCGACGUCGUGGCUGGCUGCUUCCUGCUCCGCAGGCCCGGCGGUACUGGUGGAUGGACGAAGAGAGGCGUCCACGGUCACGAGGACGGCGAGGAGGUGGUGUUCGCCGGCAGGGUGGUGGCGGCCGGCAGCGGUGAUGAUGAGCUGCGGGACGGCGGCGUGACAGCGCUGGAGGAGGAGCUCGUGGCUCUGCGGGUGGACAGGGUUGCCGAGGGCGUGUGGGAUCGCUACUUCGGCGAGUGCGGCUCCAGGUGGAACUACGUACGUGACGGCUGUUGAGUGAGAGCCGUAGGAUCGAAACAGAGGCAUCGAUGAUCGACCGAUCGCGAGGAGCUAGCACCGUAGCUAGCUGACGUAUCGUACUAGUAAUUAAUUAACCGUGAGUGAUGCAUGCCAUGGGUUAACUUGAUGAUGUACUUCGUCACAUGCAUGUUUCCAGUGCCACGACACAAUUAUCCUUGGACAUGUAUACGAUGGCUGCUGGGUGCAUGCUGGAGUACGACGAUAUAUACGUACAUGCAGUCUUGCAUUUUACAGUUUC
Messenger RNA from Brachypodium distachyon (stiff brome), 986 nucleotides. RefSeq lists its product as uncharacterized. The coding region runs from base 44 to 724 and encodes 226 amino acids. The record is from RefSeq and is a predicted model, not a curated record. Lineage: Eukaryota; Viridiplantae; Streptophyta; Magnoliopsida; Poales; Poaceae. The transcript has a single exon.